AUGGCGGACAUAAAGCAUUGGGCAGUUUACAUAGGACGUCAUGAAGAUGUUCCACUUGUUGUUCAUCUCUCCGGUGGCGAUGGAGAUUUUGAUAAAUUAAGUGGAAGCACGUUGGACUCGCUCAGCAGUGGGUCAAGUGGUAUAUCGAAAGCAUGUACCGCCCAGGUGCGUUGUGACCCAUUGAUAGCAGUGGCUGGUGAAAAUCUGGUGCGAAUCAACAAUGCCCAUGACAUUGAUCACCAGCCAUUUCCUCCGAGGAUAGUUGUAGAACGAGCCACACUGCAGCUGGGUUCUGGAAAUUACAACAUCUUUUUGAACAACUGCGAGCAUUUUGUGAAGUGGUGCCGUUAUGGAAAUAGGAUCAGUGGACAG
Molecule: messenger RNA, 372 nt
Organism: Ostertagia ostertagi
Lineage: Eukaryota; Metazoa; Nematoda; Chromadorea; Rhabditida; Trichostrongylidae
Source: the annotation of a GenBank genome assembly